Molecule: messenger RNA, 1439 nt
Organism: Pomacea canaliculata
Lineage: Eukaryota; Metazoa; Mollusca; Gastropoda; Architaenioglossa; Ampullariidae
Product: mannan endo-1,4-beta-mannosidase-like
Exons: 8
Coding region: 157-1302 (381 amino acids)
Source: RefSeq, a predicted model, not a curated record
AACGUCUCGGGGCUCGAGUGAAGAUUGUCUAAACAAAGGUGAGAAAAGGGAUGCUGUGCUUCUUUAUCUAAGUGGACCAGAGGGACCGCUCACCUGUUGUUUAUAAGAGUCCAUUACCUCACAGAACAGCACACGAAGAAGUUACCGGACAUCAAGAUGCUGCAGACACCUGUUACAGUGCUGCUCUUUCUCACGGGCUUGGCUGUAGGUGGCUAUGUGACGAGGCAAGGAACCAACCUGAUCCACAAUGGUCAGAAGAUCUUCCUGUCAGGAGCCAACACCGCCUGGGUGGCGUACGGCUACGACUUCGGCAACAACCAGUACCAGUAUCGUCGUGACCGUUACAUCUACCUCAUGGACAAGGUCAAGGAAGCGGGAGGCAACUCUAUGAGAACCUGGGUGCACAUAGAGGGCGCCACGUCUCCAGUAUUCGACAGCAAUGGUUGCGUGACUGGGCUGGACAAAGGAGAUGGAUCCUUCGUCAAAGACUUCAUCCAAUACCUGGACGACGCCAAAGAAAGGAACAUCCUCAUCUUUCCCUGCCUCUGGAACGGUGCUCUAAAGCAGAAUCAUAACAACCUCCAGGGGCUGAUCACGGACAGUCACAAACUGCAGUGUUAUAUCGACAAGGCCUUGAUACCCUGGGUGAAGGCCGUGAAGGACCACCCUGCUCUCGGUGGCUGGGACAUCAUAAAUGAGAUGGAAGGAGAGAUUAAACCAGGGGUACACGACUCAGAGCCGUGCUUUGACACCACCUUCCUCGUCAACUCCGGCGCCGGGUGGGCGGGUGCGACUUACACCGCGGAGCAGUUCCUCAAGUUCAUCAACUGGCAGGUGGACGCCAUUCGGCGCACCGAUCCCACGGCUCUGGUCACCGCCGGCUCCUGGAGCCAGAGAUCGCAGACCGACAAAUGGAACGACAAGAAUCUCUACAGUGACGAGUGUCUCGUGAAGGCUGGAGGCAAGACGCAGGGAACACUGACUUUCUACUCCACUCACUCGUAUGACUGGCAAGGGCACUUCUCCGCCGACGCUCCAUUUAAACACAACUUCUCGGAGUACGGCCUGGACAAGCCGCUGGUGGUGGCCGAGUUCAACUCGAUGCACGGCGAGGGUAUGACCAUCGAGCAGAUGUUCCAGUACCUGUACACCCACGGGUACGCGGGUGCGUGGAGCUGGCACGCGCAGGCCGACGGCGGCGACACCGACCCCACCGACACCCAGAUGCGCGGCAUCGCGGCGCUGCGCGGAAAACACGAAGCUGGGGGUGUGGUCCCCCUCGACUUGUCAGGCUCUGGCUGAGUGUCAGCCAGGUCAGGAGGUCAGCCUGACAACCACGUGAUGUGUUUAGUCUGAGUGACGUGUGUGCUUAGUUGUCAUUUAGUGAAAACAUUUCUAAACUUGACAUUGACUUGAAAUAAACAUCUCUCUACGCUGGA